Messenger RNA from Neurospora crassa OR74A, 3866 nucleotides. RefSeq names its product actin cytoskeleton organization protein App1. Lineage: Eukaryota; Fungi; Ascomycota; Sordariomycetes; Sordariales; Sordariaceae. Gene Ontology annotation, cellular component: actin cortical patch. The transcript has a single exon. Bases 938 to 3502 code for a protein of 854 amino acids. Gene Ontology annotation, molecular function: phosphatidate phosphatase activity. The record is from RefSeq and is a predicted model, not a curated record.
CUCUGAAUAACAGGCAGCUGCAAUUGACAUGAAAACUCCUCGGGGCGUAAUCCAUCCAUCCACUUUUUCCACCUCUUUCUUGUCUCUUCACUUUUCGAUUCGCGCGUGUGAACAAAGUUUGGCUUCAGGCAGCCACAGAGAUCAAUAGACUCGAUCAGCUCAGCUCCAGUCCAGUAACAGCGGUCAACUGCCACCGGCUUAGCAUUUCCAACCUGCAUUUCUCAACAUCUUAUAUAUCCCACUUCGCCCUCUCUUCACUUUACAUACUUCGAUAAACCAAAUCGCUCCAUUUGGUCGGUACAACCAACUACCAUACCGAAUUGAAGAAAAGCUACAAUAGCGCAGGUUGCCUCAAUCCCCGUAUCCUCGACCGAACAAUUUCCUUCCCAACGAGCCGUCCUUCAAGCCUUGGUUCUCCCAGCCAAGCAAGGCUUCGGAGGCAACCCAGCAAUCCACGAAACUGGCGCUUUUCCCCUUCCUGCGACGCCUCUUUGGCCCUCGCGCACACACCCGAUCGACUCUCGUCCGAUAUCUCUUGCCCUCGACCGUCCGCGACCGAUACCGCGAACACCUGUUCAACUUCCGCCACCGUACCCUCCCGCGACACAAGGUUCGAUUGCAGACGAGGAUAUACCGGUUCAUCCUUGAACGAAGAAGGAAGAAACAGGCGGGUGGGAGAUUGGUGGAUAUCAUCCGCCGCCAGAGCCGGCGGUUGGUGUAUGGGACCGGUGGUGGUGCCGGCGUCAGGAAGAGUAUUGGCAUAGGUAGAGCGAGCGGUGGCGGACUCGGCCCGGGACUUGUUGGGAGGAGGUCUUUACCUUGGAAGCAACAACGAUUACUACGAGAUCGAGAAGAGACAAGCAACACGAACACGAACGGACCCGACGACAGCCAAGCUCAAGCGCCGUCGCAGCGCAAAACCGACGCCAACGACAAGAUGACGUCCCCAUACACCCACGGCUACACCGGCCAGUAUGGCGCCAACGAACAACCAUAUGAAUCCGGUUCCCGCCGCCGAAAACUCGCCGCCAUGGCCGGCAGCGUCUACCGCGCCGGCGUAGCGGCUGCCUCCGAGAUCCGCGAGCAAUACAGCCAAACUCGCCUGACGCGCGACAUGGGCGAUGGAUCGCCAGAGCAGGUGCACAUCCCGGGUGCGUUCCCGGAGGUACCUAUUAUUCACAAGGGACAGGAGCAGUUGAUUUUGUUUCCUUCGUACGCAAAGCGGCAUGUCAAGGGUAUUCACCUGCCUAGGCGGCCUUCGGACUUGGGCGGGAAUGCGUACGGCACACCGAACGGAGGCGGGAACGGUAUUGGCCCUGGAGUGGAUGAGCGGGAUUACUGGACAGCAGAGUGGAACAGGCAUGAGGAUGAGAAGGCUGUGGUGGAUGUGGACAUUCGAGGCUGGAUUUAUAUGCCACCUAAGGGUCCGAUGUCGAGGAAGAAUCGCAUGGUGAUGGGGGUUGCGAGAAGGCUGAGCGGGCUACCACAGACUGCAGCGCUGCAGGCAGGUGCAGGGCCGCAACAGGGAGGCGGUGAUUUGCGGAGGACGGUGACUGAUCUGGAAGGGCUUGGGGAAGAGGAAAGGAUCGCGAAGGAGGCGAGGGAGAUUGAACGGAGAGGACAGGGCGAGAAGGAAGCGGCUAUCAGAGGCGAGUACAGUGAGCGGCCUAGGGCUGAUGAUAUGGAUGAUGGGUUUGGCGCAAUGAGGCAACGACGCUCGCCAUCGCCACCGAAUUCGACAGCGCCGGUGAGGACGAACUCCGGCUUGGGGGCAUUUCCCUCGGAGAUGACGGAGGCGGAAUUGGCGGCUGCGAACGCGAGUCUGAAUGCGCGGUUGGCGCCGUUCAUGGCUACGCCGCUGGUCGGGUUGCCUAUCACGCUCUUCUUCUACAACGAUCAGCGGUCCAAGUCCAAGACGAUUGAGACGAAUGCGUCAGGUCACUUUAUCGCUCGCGUACCGUUGGACUUUGUCCCGACACACUUCCGAGUGCUUGCCAACGAGAACAUCUCAACCACCCAGCCUGUCGAGGUUAUCGAGCCAAGGGGAGUCAGUUUAAUCAGCGAUGUCGACGACACCAUUAAGCGAUCGAAUAUUAAUGGUGGUGCCAGGGAGAUUUUCAGGAAUACCUUCGUCCGUGAAUUGGCGGAUCAGACUAUUGACGGUGUCAAAGAGCUAUAUACUUCUCUGCACAAUAUGGGAGUGAAGCUGCAUUAUGUUUCCAACAGUCCGUGGCAACUGUACCCCGUGUUGGCGACCUUCUUCCACAAAGCUGGGUUACCUCCUGGCUCGAUAGACUUGAAGCAGUACAGCGGUAUGCUGCAGGGUAUCUUUGAGCCAGUUGCCGAAAGAAAGAAGGGUACUCUGGAGAGGAUAUUACGCGACUUUCCUGAAAGGAAGUUUCUCCUUGUGGGCGACAGCGGAGAGGCUGACCUGGAGGUUUACACUGACCUGGCGCUGGCUUAUCCCGGUAGGAUAUUGGCCGUGUUCAUAAGAGAUGUCACCACACCCGAGCAGGUGGACAUGGGGUAUUUCACUUCGAACACACAGGCUACGGACAGGAACAAUGGACUUGAGAGAAGCGACAGCGGCAGGAGGAGAGCACAGACUAUGCGGGCUGCUACGGCCACGAACACUAGAGACGUGGCGCCACCGCCGCCGAAACUUCCGCCACGGUCGUCUCCUCAGCCUAAGGGGCCCAUCAUGGGUGAUCUAAUUGAUCUAUCGGAUGACCCCCCUCAACAGCCUGCUUAUGACCCUCGAACAAGCAGUCUCAACGCCAUGCAUGCCAGUAGAUCAACAGGUGACAUACCGCAAAGGAAAGGCCCACCACCACGUCCUGCCAAACCCACAGCACUACGCAGCUCGCCAGCAGAGAUCAAUACCGGCGGUGCUCCUCCCCCUCUGCCACCAAAGCCCCGCGAAUCUCCCCGUCCAAACACUUCGCAUCAGAACUCCUCAGCAUCAGCGUCAGCGCCCGGGUCAGGAUCAGGAUCCAGAGGUCCCGCCCCUCCCCCUCCACCACCCCGUCGCACCAGCACCGUCAACCUUUCCCAAUCCCAGUCACGACAAUCCCAACAACCACCCCUCCCCCCACCUCGCCGCGUCCAGACCACCAACUCCUCCUCCUACGAUUCCGACACUGACGAAUGGGGUCUUCCCCUUCCCCUUGAGAAUCGCACUUUGGGAAGUGGCAAUGGUGGUCGCUCCAACACCUUCCUCCCCGUCCGGCCCGCUACUUCUUACGACACCAUGAACGGGGUCAACGGCGCGUCUGUGUAUGCCACUAAUAACUCCGCUUCAGGAGGAGGUGCGAACUCGCCGGUGAACAAAAAGUUGGAGAUUUGGCUGAGACGAUUGGCAGAGGCACAUGAGCUGUUGGAAAAGCAGGGGGUCAAGUUGUAUACGUGGAGAGAGGGGAGGGAUGUGGUGGCGGAAGCGGAGGGGAUUGUCAGGGAAGCGAUGAGGGGGUUUAACCAAGGGGUGGGAGGGAGGAGGUCAUAGUGUGAUGGCUGUGUUGAUGGCCCUGGAGAUGUUGUUGAGGUGGAGGAGGUUAUCUGGGAUGCGGAUUUGUAUGUUUAUGGGGAUGGGAAACGAAGUGAUAGGGGUGGGAAGUGGUAUGGUUUGAGGUCUUAUAAGUAUACCCAUCGCGAUAGUAAGGACCGGAGGAGGGCAAGGUGGUCUACGGGUAUUGUGGGAAAUAUGUUAGGCCGUUGAGGGCAAAGCACAGAGGGAUCAUCGUGGAAUGAUGGGCGAAGCAUCGAAGAGAUUGGUAUAUAUUGGUAAUAUAUAGACAAACCUUUUAUUCUUAAAAGCGGGUGAAGAAAGCUGCUUUGCGAUCACUCUUUGAAGUCAUUCAACACCCAAG